Thermothielavioides terrestris NRRL 8126 is the source of this 1404-nucleotide messenger RNA. RefSeq lists its product as uncharacterized. NCBI's taxonomy places the organism in Eukaryota, Fungi, Ascomycota, Sordariomycetes, Sordariales, Chaetomiaceae. The transcript has 2 exons. Gene Ontology annotation, molecular function: L-ornithine transmembrane transporter activity. The record is from RefSeq and is a predicted model, not a curated record. Gene Ontology annotation, biological process: mitochondrial L-ornithine transmembrane transport. The annotation marks the transcript as partial.
CCAGACGACGCCCCGCUGCCGGACAAAUCGCCGAGCAGCAACGCGGCCACGGGCGCCUCAGCCGCCAGUGUCCGCGCCCUCACCUCGCAGGCCAUCGCCUUCUACUUCCGCGCCCCCGUCAAAGCCUUCUUCCGCACCCGCGUCGACUACCUCGCCUACGCCCGUGCACUCCAGGAGCAGCAACAGCAACAGCAACGGCAGGCCCACGCCGCCGCCGCCAGGCUGGCAAACGACCCCCUCCCUCAUUCAACCCCCAGCCCCGCCACCGCAACAACGACCCACCCACCCCGACACUGGCUCCUCUCCCGCCUGCGCUCCACCGCCCCGGGCCUGCUGGCCUCGGCCAUCCGCCACCACGGCUGGCGCGUCGUGCCGGACCAGGUGCUGCCGCCGCUGCUCGCCAACGCCGCCGUCGGCGCCGUGCUCUACACGAGCUACCUGCAGGCGCUUGCGCGGCUGCACCCGGAGAGCGGCCGCGCCAGCCGCCGCGUGUACCCGCCGCCGGCGCCCGCGCAGACCUUCGCGGCCGGGUUCGUGGCCGGCGCCGUGCAGAGCGUGGUGGCCGCCCCGCUGGAUGCCGUGCAGGCUAGGUGGGAGAUGGUUGCUGCGGCUUCGGCGAUGGGGAAUGGGGUUGGGGGUGGCACGGGUGUGGGCGAGAAGAGGCCCGCGAGUAUGUGGGCGUUUAGCCGGGGCAAGCUGAAGGAGAUCGGGGUCCGGGGCAUCUUUGCCGGCUGGGGGCUGUCGUUCCUCAAGGACAGCCUCGGCAGCGCCGUGUUCUUCAGCGCGUUUGAGUACCUCAAGGCGCAGAGCUACUACAGCUUUGUGACGUGGUACUACGGCUCGCUCAAUGAGGACGCCGUCGUGCGGCUGUCGCGGAAGCGGCCCGCGCCCGAGGACGGGCGGCAGAGGCUGUCGAGGGACUGGGAGGGCGAGGAACAGCCGCCGCCGACCGUGAUCCGCCCGCACUACGCCAUCGAGCCCGCGUUCCUGCUGCUCGCCGGCAUGGGCGCCUCGGUCGCCCAGCAGGUCGUGCUGCAUCCGCUGUCGCACGUGCAGGCCGAGCACUGGGAGCGGCUCGAGGCGCUGGACGCCAAAGCCCGCAAGCUCAAGCUGAAGCGGCAGGCCAGGUCGGCCGAGCCGCCGGGGGCGAAUUCGACGUGGAGGUGGCGCAUGCUCAGGGCCUACCGCGACGCGUACCGGAUCACCUGGGCCGAGUGCGUCGCCGAGGCGCAGGCCGCCGGCCUCAGCAUGCGCCAGUGGCUGUAUCGUGGCUUCUGGUGGAACACCAUCCGCCAGGUGCCCAGCACGAGCGCCGGCCUGAUCAUCUUUGAGCUGGUCCGGAGGAAGUACGGCUUUGGCGGCGAUCAGGUCCGCAUCAACCGGGACGGUUAUGAUAUCAUGUUG